Messenger RNA from Pieris rapae (cabbage white), 2501 nucleotides. RefSeq names its product homeobox protein unc-42-like. Lineage: Eukaryota; Metazoa; Arthropoda; Insecta; Lepidoptera; Pieridae. The record is from RefSeq and is a predicted model, not a curated record. Gene Ontology annotation, biological process: regulation of transcription by RNA polymerase II. The coding region runs from base 1 to 1197 and encodes 398 amino acids. Gene Ontology annotation, molecular function: RNA polymerase II transcription regulatory region sequence-specific DNA binding; DNA-binding transcription factor activity, RNA polymerase II-specific. The transcript has 6 exons.
AUGUGGUUAGUCAGUGAGCGUCGGGGCCGAGCCGACGGCGACGGCGAGCACGAGGUUAGAGGCGCGGAGACGCGCUGCAAUUUCAGCAAAGCCGGCAGCACGGUGGAGUUUAAGAGCGGGGCGUGCGCGGGGGCCGGUGAGCCGCCCGCGCCGCCGCUAGCCUCGCUGCCCGAUCCGCAGCAAUUCAACAUCUUCCCGGCCUUCUUCAGCCGCCAGCUGAACUUUAGCAGUGGCGGUGGCGCGGGACAAGGGGCUAAAAUCAUGGAGGAGCUCAGACCCAACUUGGUUGGGGGGCUUCUGGGUGUCCCGGGGCUGUUGGACGAGCAUCAGCAUGAUGCUAAGUUCCUCACGGGUGCAGAAAGUAAAUAUACACCUGAUAAGGGGAGAAAGUGCAGUAAUGCCUCUAGUUCAUCAGCAGAAGAAUUUGGUGGGCUGUAUGGUGGGGAGCAUGCUGCUACGCCGCCAGCACCAGCCAUCAGUCGUUCACUACAGGAUCAUACAGCCGAAGGUGCAUUCAAGAAACUAAAGCCAGAGCCUGGUGGGAAUGGAACUGGUUCUGGGAGCUCAGCCUUAUCACCUUCGCUGGGACCUCAACAUGCGGGACAUACUCCAACAACUGCCUCAUGUCCUACUCCUGCAAGGCGAAGACAUAGAACUACUUUUACACAGGAACAAUUAGCAGAAUUAGAAGCAGCAUUCGCGAAGUCACACUAUCCCGAUAUUUACUGCAGAGAAGAGUUAGCGAGAACGACAAAACUUAACGAAGCUAGGAUACAGGUCUGGUUUCAAAAUCGUCGAGCAAAAUACCGUAAACAAGAGAAGCAGUUGCAGAAAGCGUUAGCUCCAGCGGUGCUUCCUGGCUGCAAUGGCAUGAUGAGGAACAUCCAGGGAUACCGAGGUUACCAGCCCUACCCGCACCCCAAUACUAUCAAUAGGUAUCCACAGCAUCACGGAAGUUAUGAAGAGUUGCAGAAGGACAUCUUCUCUUUAUCUCAGAUGGGUGGAGGAUCAUACCCUAUGCCUCAAGGUUUCUCAAUGGGACACAGUGCGAAUAUGAGUGCGGUUGGCAUGCGACAGGAUACUAUGGGCAUGACCGCGGAGGACGAAUGGUACAACAAAUCGCUAUCAGCAUUACGUAUGAACACUGGGCACCAUGCAAACCUGGCCGCAGCGCCGAUGCUGCAGUACCAGACCUAAUCGCUGCUACACGGCGCUGAUUACUCGGCGCCGGCGCACGACUACGCGCCGUAACUGAAUUUUUCAGUCAAUUUCUUGUCUAUACUCGUCGUAGAGAACAACUAACAUUUAUUCCCAACUCGAUUUUUUCAUUCUAAUUAAUUCCGUCUUUUAGCCGUCUAUUUUUUUAAGUUAAUUUGGUGAUUUAUUUCGAGGUAAAAUUGAUAAGUAUAAUAGCAAUAUAGAGAGAUUAAAGUUUAAAAACCAAUAAAUAAACCGAGUUUAUAAUGAAUGUAUGAAAAUUAUCUUGUAUAGAAAAAUGUGUCAAAAAAAGGUUUCCAGUUCUCAUAUUUUCAGUUCUAUCUGGUUUUAUUUUUAUAUAAAACCAAUAUAUGGAAGAUAUAAGUUGCGAAACGCAAGUUGGAACCUUUAAAAAGAUGUGAGAACCGUUUUUAUACAACGCUGGCAUAAUUGCGGGUUCACUCUAGUCGGUAUUUUUUAAAUCUUUACAACUAGUAUAGACAAAAUUAUUUCUAGUUUAUACCUCAUAGAUUUAAACUAAAGAUUUUCUUUAUAGUCCAAUUUCGAAAUAAAAGUUCGUAAUAAAUGCAUAAGUCUCAUAUUUAUGACAUUCAAUCGAAUCUAAAACAUCAACGAAUAAUUUUACAAAUCAAAUGCGAUUCAGUAAUGUAAAUAAAUUAAGGAAUCAUAUUCAUUGAUCGUUUCAAUAAAAACGCUAAAUAUUCAUGUUUAGUCCGAUAUUUAAAAACAAUUUUCAGUAUAAAUGUUUCGUAAACUGAUUUGCCUGAGGGAAAAUUACUGAACAAAUUGUUGUAUGGGUAACUCAUAUGAAGCUAUUUCAAACCUAAAUGUAAAACUUUAUAAUAAGUAUUUGUUGGUUCAAAUCUUACAUUUAAUAUUUUCUUUAGAGGAAAAUAACUCCUAAAUGUACAGAACAAGAGCCAAAUUAGCAUAAGUAAAUUAUAGAAUUUUAAGAUCUUCGAUACUCAUUGUAUUCUAAGUAGUAUUAAUGUACAGCUCCUCUCUAGGAAGAAAUAUUGUAGUUAGUUGUAAGUUUACAUUUGUCCGAUUCUCAUAUUAUGCUCAAAAUACAACGUACAAAAUUUAACACUUAACCCUAGGCGUUAAAUUUGUCGAAUAUUUUAUAAAAAUCUUUUUUAAUAGUUUUAAUUUCGCUAAUUACAGUGGUUUUCUUAUCAAUGAGCAACUGUUUAAAUGCUAGUCAACAUUCAAUGCGUGUAUUUAAGAUCUCAUUAAUUUAAAUAUUUUGUUAUUAUUUGGGUAAAUCUGUAAAUAUUAUUGUA